AUGGCUUCCAUAAGCUUGGGAAAUCGUUUUGACAACAAAUUCUCAAGAAUUCAAGUCGAUAAUGUCAUUUUGAGUGGCAAAAUAUCUAAUCUGCGAGAAAAGGUGUCCAAAGCAAUCAAUGCUCCUCCUGGAGAAAUAGAACUCAUUUACUGUGGGCGAUGUCUGCAGGAUGAAGAGACUGUGGAGUCCUAUGGUAUCACAGCAGGUGUGACUAUCCAUGUCAUGAAGAAAGUAGGAACUGAUAUAAGUCCCCCAGUAGCAGAACCACUUGAUGGGGCUGCCAUCCAACAGUUGACGACAGCUCUUCAAGAUGCAUUCCUAAAUGCUCCUACCAGUAGAAAUGUUUCUGUCAUCAAUCGCAUGCUCACUGCCCCAGAGACACUAGAAAAUAUUGUGGCUGCCACUCCUGGCUUAGAAAAUGACCCUGUUGCUUUGGCUAUACUGCAGACUCCACAAUUUGUGGCCUACCUGGCUGAUCCUUCAACAGUGCAAAAAAUACUUGAAGCCCAUCCCUGUGUUGGUCAGGCAGCAAUGAUGGUUGCAGCAGCCCUAAAUGAAGAGGCUGCUAAAGGGGGACUAACUACAACAUCAAGUGAAGGCAACCCAGGCCAUCCUGGUACCUAUUCACUUGAUCAGAUGUCAGAUGAUGAAGAUUUUGAUGGGCCACCACCUCAGCGUCCUCCCAAUUCUGGCCAAGCCAUAACAACAUCACAGCUAGCAGCUGCUCUAGCGGCUGCAACGCGUGGGCCACAACCAUCUGAUUCACAACCAGCUGCUAGCAACAGUGGCCCUCCAGUAAUCACAGGAGACUUCUUCCGACAGGCCAUGAUGCAAGCAAUGGAAAGUCCUGCGGCUGGCUCUUCAGCAGCCCCUGCUAGUAAUAAUACAACAACAACACAGCAGCAACAACAAGUUUUACAGUCACAACUACAACAGUUACGAGAGAUGGGUAUCACCGAUGAUGCAGCAGCCCUGCAGGCUUUACAAGCUUCAGGAGGUGACCUACAGAUGGCACUGUCUAUACUAUUCGGUGACAAUAUGUGAAGUCAUGGAAGGAAAAUGAACUGCAUUUAUUGGAUAUCUAAACAUUCAUAUGUGGAAGAGACUUUUGAAUUAGACCAGUGUUUUGCAAUUACGCGAGUUAUGGAUCCCCCUAAGAAUGGCAAUCGAUUCAGUUGAUCACCUUUGGUAUGAAGUUGACCAAAACUGAGCUCUAAAGGUUGUUUCUUAGGAAAUUUUCAAACCUCUCUGUUAUUUCCUCAUGUUUUUGGGAAACAGAUUAGCCAAAUAUAAUGGGGUUUUCAAUAUUGUUUUGAAAAUCUGUGAUUGCAGUGUCACAUUAGAUAUGUACUGGCUGUAAAUAUUAUUUAUUAAAACAAUCAAUUGAUCAGUAAAGAUAUUGCGUUUUGUUUCUUCUUGAUACUAAAGCUUUAAUUCCCUGGAAUGGCAAUGCUGGAGACAGUCAUGGACUUGAAGGUUAGCCCAAUGAAAUAGUUGAAAUUCCUUCACCACCCCAAUAUGGUCCCUGUGAUGCAGCCGUUGAUGAAAUACUAACCAUGGUAUGACAAAUUCAGUUAAAUUUCCCAAAGGGGCAUUUAUAAUUCACAUCAGACCUGGCAUGCCUAAUCUUGUCUUGGUAACCUUGAGACUGUCU
This is a messenger RNA of Lineus longissimus, 1654 nucleotides long. Its product is annotated as ubiquitin-like protein 7. Lineage: Eukaryota; Metazoa; Nemertea; Pilidiophora; Heteronemertea; Lineidae. The transcript has 10 exons. Gene Ontology annotation, biological process: ubiquitin-dependent protein catabolic process. Gene Ontology annotation, molecular function: polyubiquitin modification-dependent protein binding. Gene Ontology annotation, cellular component: cytosol. The coding region runs from base 1 to 1044 and encodes 347 amino acids. The record is from RefSeq and is a predicted model, not a curated record.